AUGAAGCAUAAGGUUGCCACAGCUUAUCAUCCACAAACUAGCGGACAAGUGGAAGUUUCUAACAGGGAGAUUAAGAGAAUUCUUGAAAAAGUUAUUAAUCCCUCAAGGAAGGAUUGGUUGGCUAGGCUUGAUGAUGCUUUAUGGGCAUACCGAAUAGCCUUUAAAAUGCCUUUGGGAGCAUCUCCAUACAGGCUUGUGUUUGGGAAGGUUUGCCAUCUACCAGUGGAACUUGAGGACAAAGCAUAUUGGGCAGUCAUGAAGCUCAAUCUUGACAUACAGGCUACUGGGGAAAAGAGGCUCAUACAACUCAAUGAGUUGGAGGAAUUCCGCUUACUUACCUAUGAAAAUGCCAAGUUGUACAAGGAAAAGACCAAGAGGUGGCGUGAUAGGAAAAUACUCCCUCAGAAGUUUGAAGCAAGGCAAAGUGUGCUUCUUUUCAAUUCCAGGCUGAAACUCUUUCCAGGAAAGUUGAAAUCAUGCUGGUCAGGGCCUUUCAAAGUUGUUGCAGUUUUCCCACAUGGUGCAGUGGAGCUUAUUGAAGAAAAUUCAGGAAGAAAGUUUAAGGAUAAUGGCCAGUGGUUGAAGCAUUAUUGGGGAAGUGAGAUGAACAAGGAGAAGACUUCAAUCUCCUUGCAAAAUUCAUAA
Messenger RNA from Morus notabilis, 645 nucleotides. RefSeq lists its product as uncharacterized. The record is from RefSeq and is a predicted model, not a curated record. Gene Ontology annotation, molecular function: nucleic acid binding. The coding region runs from base 1 to 645 and encodes 214 amino acids. The transcript has a single exon. Lineage: Eukaryota; Viridiplantae; Streptophyta; Magnoliopsida; Rosales; Moraceae.